This is a messenger RNA of Saxophila tyrrhenica, 1791 nucleotides long. RefSeq lists its product as uncharacterized. Bases 1 to 1791 code for a protein of 596 amino acids. Gene Ontology annotation, cellular component: cytoplasm; nucleus. NCBI's taxonomy places the organism in Eukaryota, Fungi, Ascomycota, Dothideomycetes, Mycosphaerellales, Extremaceae. The transcript has a single exon. Gene Ontology annotation, molecular function: heat shock protein binding. The record is from RefSeq and is a predicted model, not a curated record.
AUGGACUCAUUACCACCCGAUCCCUAUCUGGCUCUCGGAGUCGCAAAGGACGCGACCGCCGCUGCCAUCAAGACACAGUACCGGAAGCUUGUUCUCAAGUGCCACCCCGACAAGGUGCAGGACGAGAGUCUGAAGCAGGAGGCUUCCGAUCGCUUUCACAAAAUCCAGACCGCCUAUGAGAUAAUAGGCGAUGAGGACCGGCGGUCGCGCUAUGAUGCGCAGUGCAAGCUGGCCGAGCUGAGGAAGGAUGUGAUGGAGAGGGGCGGUGGUGGCUCUCGGGGUGGUGUAGAGGUGAAGACGGCCGGCUAUAAGAUGCCUACGGACUCAUCACGUGGUGGAGACUUUUAUGCGAAAGGCCCGGAUCGGUACACUCGAGUGUCGCCCCAGUAUGAAGAGCGCCGGCCGAGUUACGUGCCCGAGGACUACUUCAACAUGCCUAGAGCCACCUCGCGAAAGCACGACGAGUACGACCGGUCGUCGAAACGGCCUUCGCCAAAGGAUGAUAGACCGAAGGCUAAGACGUCCAGUCGAGAGGCGAAGGAGAGUGAGCGGUCGAGCAGGAAGGAGAAGAGUCGGCGCACAGACAAGGACGUGCGGAGAGAUCGCGAGCGCAAAUCCUCCUACACCCCCGUCGAGGAAGAAGACAGCGAGUACGACUCGUACGAGCGAAGGGCCAGGAAGAUGCGUGAUGAGGACGAUCUUCUGCGGAAGGAGAGAGCGGCAUAUCAGGACAUCAUGCGCAAGCAGAAAGAAGAGGCAGAAAGUGGUGUCUACCAGUCUGAAAGGGCGAACAAGAUGUUCAGCAAUAUGAGCUCUGCGACCGAUCGCAUAAGACAAGAUCGAGCCAUGCGGGACAGAGACAGCGUUGCCGACGCAGAGCUGCGACCACCUCCGGUCAGAUAUUCCUCAUCCAAAGACAAAGUGAAUGUGCUUCGCGGGGAGGAAGUCAGACCAUCCAUGGGCUCGCGCAAGGACUCUGGCCGGCCCAAAUCAUCAAGACACGACACUGGCAAGUCUUCCCGCCAGAAAGAGCGUGAGGCUGAGUACGUUGAAGAAGUGCGUGAACCCAGAAGGUCUGGAGCACGGGACGGGAAACAGCCUCCACCUUUCGUCCAGACCAAGUCCGCACCUGAAAACAUUCGUCCAGGGUUCGACCGACAACGUUCAUACUCGGUGCAAGAAGACUUUACUGAGCCUCCUAUCCCGCAUAUCAAGCGCGCCGAAACAUUCAACGGUGCAGCCGGCCGCGAGCCUCGUGGACGCAAGGAGGGCUCGAAGCUUCGACAAGAAGAGGCCUACAUCACACCAGAACGGACUCCAGAGCCUGCUGAUAUUCGGAGUAGCAAACGAAACGAUGGUUAUGUGGACGACAAUGAAGUGUUCACUGAAGUCCGAGAGCCGUCGGGUAACCGUCGCUACACCCGAAGUCCUUCCCCCAUCAAGGAACGACAAAGGCCUGCUGCAUCAAGACAUGCUACUGCGCCAGUACCGCCACCAAUGCCACGCACAACCAGUCACAGGUAUGUCUAUGGCGCCAGCGGUGAACAAUCUGCUCGCCCGGAACCGGUCCGCCAGGGCAGCACCCGGCUCUUCGGGGAGAUGGACCGGAAGUCACCAAAGCCUAGUCGAGCCUACUCGUACGCGCCGCCAGCAGAGAACAUCAAGUAUCGGAAAGACUACGACCACGCCGACGUCAAGUACAGCAACAUGAGUACGGGCUACGACAGAAAAUCCGACAAGCCUGGUUACAGUCGUGGCAACAGCGGUCGACAGGCAGUCUACGCAUCGUAG